AAGCCGCGCCGGCCAAUCAGCGCUGGGCUGCCGCUCCCGCGCUCCCGGGGCUCGGGUCGGCAUGAGGCGGCGCCUGGUGCUGUGGGGUCGGCUCCCUCUCCCUCUGCUCUCGCUUCUCCUCAGCAGCAGCUCUGUGGCCCCGGGGAUGCAUGUAGGCCAGGUGGUCUUCUCCAGCACAGCUCCAUGGUUCUCUGCAACGGGCCUGCGAUUUGGUUGCAAUGGCAAAGACGUUGCCUACUUUGAUUUCUCCGCAAGCAAAUAUGUGGCCAGCAUUCCUCAAGUAGAAGCUUUCAUCCGUGACCUGAACCACCACAACCCCCGUGCCAUCGUUGAAGUCAACAAAACCAGGCAGUUUAUCCCUUUAUUCGCAGAGACCGUUUAUCGGGAUGUUCUGACCCUGAAUGUGAAGCCUUCCAUCACCAUAACCUCAAUGCACCUGAACGAGGGAGAAAAACCCUUGGUCUUGGUGUGCAGAGUGGAUGGAUUUUACCCAAGGGACAUCAACGCUACCUGGCAGCAGAAUGGUGAAGCCAUAGGCCAGGAGGUGUUAAGGAGCAGCAUUUUACCAAACCCAGACGGGGCAUUCCAAAUCAGGUUACAGGUCAAUGUCGAUCCCAGCCGAGGAGACACCUACACUUGCCAACUGGAGCACAGAAGUGUCCCGGGCAAGCUGAGUGCAGUUUGGGUUCCCAAGAGUAAGAAUUUACCAGUUCAUGGAUAUGUGGUUGGAAUAAUGGCCGGGAUAGUUGGCAUUACGAUUGCUGUAUCUGGAGGAGUCAUCAGGUGGAAAGAGCACCACACCCAUGGCUCAGAACCAGUUCCGAAUCAGCGUAAGACUGUUGAACUUUCAGAUGCCUGUGUCUCCAAUACAUAUUCAGGAGACCGCUCAGAGGGUGGAGCUGACCAUCUGUGCGAAGGAAUUGGACGCUUGCUGAGUCCUGUUCCUGCAGACGAAACGGUCAAAUUCAAGACGCGUACCAAUGUUGGGUGACCACCGAUUCCCUCCUCGCAGGCCUGGCUGAAUCUCCUUCUCCCUGCUGCACGUCCAUUGGCUUUCUAAAGAGCUCGUCAUGUGUAACUGCCAUUCAGCUGUAGCGUUGGAGCCCAGGAGAGACGGGCUGUGCAGAGGCUGCUUGAUCUAUAGUUGGGAGGUGCCAUAUUUAAAAUAGAAUUAGUCUCUGGCAAUGUCUCUCAAGCCUCACCUGUUUAUCCUCAUGGAGAAUGUUGAUGACCUUUCCACUGAAAUAUAUGAAUUAGGGAACAGCGUUAGGCACUCGAUCCCUAGAGCCUGUUCCCGCAUUCAAUAAGAUCAUGGCUAACCUGGCUGUAACCUUGAUAUGCAUUCCUGCCUCCCACUGGGAAAUCCUUCAUCCAAUUUCUUAUCAUGGAAAUGGGCCCUAUUGACCCAACCUCAUCUAUACCACUGUGAUGCCUAUCUACGCUAAUGCUAUAUGCCCGCAUUAGGCCCAUAUCGCUCUACAUCUUUUCUAUCCAAGUACCUGUCCAAAUGCCUCCAUUUUCUGUUGUAGAGUUCUUAUCGACUCUUUUUACAAAUGCCUUUCAUGUGUAGAAGGAGAAAAGUUACCUUUGAAUUUGUAAUAUUAGCUCCCCUUGUUUUUUGUGCCUUUUCUUGUUCUCUCUGGGAGUGGUGAACACGCCCAGCCUGGCAUAUUGGGGCUUGUCCUCCUGCUCUGCAUUUUGCAACUCCCACAUUCUUUUGUCGACGUUCUCACUCUGUAACCACUCCCAUUAACUAGAAAACCUUGUUUACAGCUUAUCCCCAUGGUCACCCCAGUUUUGCUCCAUCGGAGACGUGCCCCUUCACCCACCCUCCCUGCAGCCUUCCAAGCUGCUUGUCUCCUUCCCAGUUCUGAUGGAUUUCCAGCCUGAAACGUUGACCAUUUCUCUUCCCAUAGAUACAGCCUUACCUGUUGAGUACUUCCAGCCUUUUCUGUCACCUGAAAACUGUAGCUAAGCUGCAUAUACAAAAAUGUACUUCCCCUUGUUAUGACUGGAACACCACGGAAAGGUUCUCUUAAAAUACGUUCAGCAGGUGCUGCCCUAUCUUGUUUAAGUCUGUUACAUUUGAUAUUUCCUAUGUUAGUAAUAAUACUUAGUAGAUUCCUAUAUGAGUCAUCUCAUUGAUUAUCUAUUCUCUGCUUAGUGUUUCAUCCAUUACUACAGAGUUGCACUGGAUCUUUCAGCCUGGGUAGAGGAAAAUCCAGUAUUUUCCAUUUUUGAGAACCUUUUUUGGGGAAUCUCCCGAUUGGACAUUAAGUAUGUGAUGUAACUUCAGACUCAUGGACUCUCAGAGAAGAAUCGAGAACAUUGGAGACACAAGAAACAGCAGAUGCUGGAAUCUGGAGCAACACACAAUAGAAAAAAAUCCAGAACACGUUGAGUUAACCACUGUUAAAUGAUUGUUAUCUGCUCAAGAAAUGAUUGUGAUGUGGGAGAUCCAACAUGAUUGAUUGUAAUGUUAUUUAAUCUUGACCAGUUCCUGGUUGAACAAAGAAAUGCUGUUGAUGAAAUCCCCAUUUUGCGUUCAAUGCAUUUCUGGGUGCUACAGAAUGUAAUUUCUCAGAAACUGUAUCUCUGCCUCUGGCACACAGCCAGCAUCGGAGCUCAGUCUGAAGUUUCCACAGCUCAAAUCGUCCAAAUGCCAUUCUUCAUUUGAGAGUAAACAAUGCAGAGAAUUUAAAUUUUGAAUAUAUCAAGAAAUAACUGGAAAUGGAGUGUACAAUAUAUUGUGUGGUUUCUUCCACACUGAAAGUGGUAAGUUGGUUUAUUAUUGUCACAUGUCUCAAGGUACAAUGGAAAAACUUGUUCUGCAUGCUAUUCAUACAGAUCAUUUCAUCACAUCAGUGCAUUGAGGUGGUACAAGGGAAAAGCAAUAACAGAAUGCAGAAUAAAGUAUUACAGUUGCAGAGGAAGUGCAGGCAGACAAUAAGGUGAAAGAU
This is a messenger RNA of Pristis pectinata (smalltooth sawfish), 2960 nucleotides long. Its product is annotated as class II histocompatibility antigen, B-L beta chain-like. The record is from RefSeq and is a predicted model, not a curated record. Lineage: Eukaryota; Metazoa; Chordata; Chondrichthyes; Rhinopristiformes; Pristidae. The transcript is spliced from 6 exons. Bases 62 to 991 code for a protein of 309 amino acids.